AUGGCCACAUCCAAACGUGCCUUCGACGAAAACGGCAGAGAGUGGUUGAAAGACAACUUCAUCGGUACCGGUCCGUUCCGCGUAGCCGACUUUAAGUCCGGGACUAGCGUCACACUUGAGAAAGCGGGCACCGCCCACUGGCGGAAGGAUGCGGCGAUCGACUCCUUCAAGGUAUUGGCGGUUCCAGAAGAGUUCACUCGUGUUGCGUUGCUGCUGAACGGUGAAGCAGACAUAGCGUUAAUCGACCCGAAGGACUUGGCUCGCAUGAAGGCAUCUGGCUUCACACAGGUCGGCGCGGGUCAAGGAAUCCAAGAAGGCGUGAUGUUCCCGGGCAACCUGUGGGAGACCACGAAAGCACUGACAGGUGAGGCGAUCGAUUUCCCAUCGCAUGGCGUAUUCGUACGGCCGAUCGAAUGGAUCGGUAACCCUCACCAACCUGAUGAUGGCGACAACCCAGCCGGUAUCGACGACAUGGAACAAGCUCGGUUGGUCCGGCAGGCUUUGGCCCGGUCGGUAGAUCGAGCGAGCGAUUAG
Messenger RNA from Geodia barretti, 534 nucleotides. The record is from the annotation of a GenBank genome assembly. NCBI's taxonomy places the organism in Eukaryota, Metazoa, Porifera, Demospongiae, Tetractinellida, Geodiidae.